Messenger RNA from Prorocentrum cordatum, 1151 nucleotides. The record is from the annotation of a GenBank genome assembly. Lineage: Eukaryota; Dinophyceae; Prorocentrales; Prorocentraceae.
UCUCGCCGUGACCCGUCGCACCCCCUCUCCCAGCGGCACCAGUGCCGCCGUGUGCUGUUUCUCUGCGCAUAAGCUGUUUAGCUCUGGGCGCAGCCCUGCUCGGGCCAAGCUCCGGCCCCAAGGCGUGCUGGAAGACCUGGCGAUCUCUGGAACUCGCGGCCUUGCUCGGUUGCAACGGCGGCACAGGUCAAGAGCUGCGUGAUGGGUGCGCCAAGAUGAGCAGAGGGCGAGGAGAUCUGUACAAGCUCGCCCUCGGCCCAGAAGCCGUGCGCGCCGCCCUGGCUUGGCCAGGGAGGCAUACACACCGCCCCACGGGCCCCGAAGUGGGCCUGAGAGGCGGCGGAUGUCUGAAGAUUUCGCCGCCCGACAGCUACCUGCCGGGCCUGGGCGAGAACGACAAAGCGGCAAAGACAACAAAAGCCCAACUCCACAGGAGGGCUGAGACCAAUCCCAGAUCGAACUUCCCACGCUCAAGGGUCGGACACGCAGAAAACCUUGCACUUCACAUUACGCCAAUACUUGUCGCUGCGACUGCGCGGACAUUGGAGAGGACGUCGAAAAAACACAUGGCUAGCUCUUGUUAUUAGUCUUCGCUGCACGAAGACCAUGCGAAAGAAAAAAACAACGAGCAACAAUUGCGCCGCCUGCGUCCGGUGCAAAACCUCUGCGGGUUCGUGACGCGACCCACUGAGGGCGGGCACGGCAAUGCGCGCUUGAACCACAGACGCGAGCAGACCAGAUCGCGACGGCUGAAAUAUCCAAAUGAUCAUCGAACUUUGGCUGCGAACGUAGUUAGAUGCACAGUAGCCAACGCGGACGUCAGUAUGGGUACGCGUGUGCACAACUAUUCGGUAGCGUGAGCACAAGUGCUGAAUAUGCGCAUUCUCUGACUACGCGUGCGCAGGCAACAAUUCUAUAUCAGCGUAUCCCUCUGCGUACCCGCAUGCGCCAUUGGCGCACACGUGCGCGUGCCAGGCGGGGGAACAGGAAGACCAAGGACGGAUGAGGAUCAAAGCAACGGCAAACGGACAGUAUCUCCUCCUCGCAGAACAGGUGCCCCAGAGAGCCCUAGCUAUGUUCCUGCAGAUGCAGUGCAAGUGAAAGCUACGACCCUUGGACAUAGCCACUCCCACGAUCUACGUUCACCAGGG